AUGAAGGCGCAGUCGCCCCCGCGGGGGCGCCCGAGAGGCGGAAUACUCCAAUGGCGGCGCGAUCGCGUCGGCGUGAGAGCGUUCCGCGUCUCGCCGAAACCUCGACAUACAGCUUUAGGUCUGGACAUUCUUCACGUGCAUCGUCCCAAGAAGAACGUUCUCUCUAAUGUAUGCUGUGCCGACUCCCAGAAGGAGAGUCGCGUGGGGUUAAUUUUGUUCGAUAUCGCCAAGGCGGCUGAAUAUACGCUACGCUCGCUAUGGGUGCUACAAGAGUAUUCGUCGAGCAAUUUCUCGUUUUUUCUCGUCAAAGAU
Iphiclides podalirius (scarce swallowtail) is the source of this 312-nucleotide messenger RNA. NCBI's taxonomy places the organism in Eukaryota, Metazoa, Arthropoda, Insecta, Lepidoptera, Papilionidae. The record is from the annotation of a GenBank genome assembly.